CGUUGUUUUAUGGGGUAUUGGAGAAGUUGUUGCGCGCGGUGUCUUGUGGGAAGAGGGAAGGUAGGCCGUGGUGGUAUUUGAAGCGUAAUAAACGGGGAGAACCAUAAGAUUUCAUCAUGACAACUGCAGCCAGGCCUACUUUUGAACCUGCAAGAGGUGGACGAGGAAAGGGCGAAGGAGAUUUAAGUGCUCUGUCUAAGCAGUAUUCAAGUAGGGACCUGCCGUCACACACAAGACUCAAAUACAGACAACCUACCCAAGAUGCCCCAGAGGAAAUUCGCAACCGUGACUUCCGCAGGGAGCUGGAAGAAAGAGAGAGAGUGGCAGCACGUGAGAAAACCAGGGAUCGGCCAGCUCGGGAGCACACCACAUCUUCCUCUUCUUCCUCCAAAAGACCUAGACUAGACCAAAUUCCUGCAGCCAACCUAGAUGCUGAUGACCCUCUAACAGAUGAUGAUGAGGAAGAUGAAGACUCUGAUGACAGUGAUGAUGACACUGCUGCUUUGUUGGCUGAACUGGAAAAGAUCAAAAAAGAAAGAGCAGAAGAGCAGGAACGCAAACAACGUGAGCAGAAAGCUGAAGAGGAGCGAAUUCGCAUGGAGAACAUCCUUAGUGGUAAUCCACUUCUGAAUCUUGCUGGCCAGCAGCAGCAACAGCAGCAGCUCAUUCAGGCACAAAGCACUUUCUCUGUGAAACGAAGGUGGGAUGAUGAUGUUGUGUUUAAGAACUGUGCCAAGGGCGUGGAGGAGUCCAAAAAGGAGAAAAGAUUUGUGAAUGACACCUUACGAUCUGAAUUUCACAAGAAGUUUAUGGAGAAAUACAUCAAGUAAUGGGAUGUGGUUGCCUCAGAGACUGAAUAUUAAGCCAAGAGGAAUGUUCCGCACCCCCACGAUAAACCAUUUUCCUGUGGUACUUGGUUAGCGUACCAAGUCUUUGUACAGCAGAUACAGGACUUCUGGUGCCAAGUCACAGCUGGGCACGUGAACUUUUUUUUUUUUUUUUUAAAUGAGUUCCACAAAUGUGUGAAUACAAAAGUAGGGGGAAGUACUGUGAAUGGUGGGCUGGGUAGGGCUAGGGGGAGAUCUGUAAUUAUGUUGUACAUUGAGGGUAUUGUAUUAAAUGUCAAUGGACUUUUGCUGUU
Polypterus senegalus (gray bichir) is the source of this 1141-nucleotide messenger RNA. It is a transcript of the gene cwc15, whose product is annotated as CWC15 spliceosome associated protein homolog. Gene Ontology annotation, biological process: mRNA cis splicing, via spliceosome. The record is from RefSeq and is a predicted model, not a curated record. Gene Ontology annotation, cellular component: catalytic step 2 spliceosome. Bases 117 to 830 code for a protein of 237 amino acids. The transcript is spliced from 7 exons. Lineage: Eukaryota; Metazoa; Chordata; Cladistia; Polypteriformes; Polypteridae. Gene Ontology annotation, molecular function: RNA binding.